AUGGGAAAGCAAAUUUGGGAGCAGCAGGCGACGGACUUCGCCUGGAAGGAGGGCGAGGGUGUGUUCUCGCCGAAUGACCUGGUCGGGCUCGGACGCCCCGGUGCUGGGGUGGCGAACGAUGCGGGCGACUUGUUGCUCGUGCCGUACAGCAAGUACGACUUUGAGGAGAAGAAGAACAAGAAGUCAAUCUUCAUCGCCCCCAUCGAAGACCUGACUUUCAAACCGCUAGAAAUACCUGUAUGGCUACGAGACCCUUGUCGCGCUUAUCAGUCUAACUUGCUUCAAAAGCUAGAGAAGGGCGGCGAGGCAUUCUGGCUCGACAAGCGCACCAUCGGCCACGUCUUCGAAGGAGAGAACAAGACCCUUUCCUUCUACUCCAUCGACAUCAAAUUCUCUUCCCCCUCCAGCAUCACCUCGCCCGAUUCCCCUACCUUCAUCGGUACCUUCCCCACCGCCAGCGCCGCGAACUUCGUGUACAGUCCGGAAGCCAAGCGUCUGGUAUUCUCCGACGAGGUAUACGAGGACGGCGACCUGACGACGGUCAACGAGCAGGACAAGGAAUGGGAUGAGCGCGGGAAUACGGCUUUUGUGUAUGAUGCGCCAUACGUGAGGCACUGGGACAGGUAUGUGGGGCCGAAGAAGAGUGCGUUGUUCUCGGUGCCGUUCAGCCAGAGGCUGGAUGGGAAGUGGGUGCUGGAGCCGGAGUGGACGAAUUUGUUGAAGGGGACGGGGCAUAGCUCGCCGGUCGCGCCGUUUGGCGGUACGGAUGACUUCUCGGUGUCGAAGACGCACGUCGUGUACACUGCGAAAGACCCUGAUCUUCCGGAGGCGCUGCAUACGAAGCAGAACAUCUACACUGUGGACAUCACCGGCGCUUCCCCGCCGCGGGAGAUCACCAUGGGCAAGCACGGCGCCACCCACGCGCCCGUGUUUAGCACCAGCGGUACGAAAGUAGCAUGGCUGCAACAGGAUGAGGAUGGGAAUGAGGCGGACAAAACCAAGGUCGUGAUGUACGACCUCACGAGCCAUGUCUGGACAGCAGUUCUCAUGAGCUGGGAUCGCUCGCCUGAGGCGGUUGUGUUCUCAAAGGACGAUAGGAUGCUCUACCUCACGGCCGGGGACGAGGGCAGGACCAAGCUUUUCUCGUAUCCGUUGUUUAUGAUGCCACACCGUUUCACAGGAAAGCCUCGUGAUCCUGUCGCUCUCACCAGCACCGGCGCAGCCUCCGGCAUCCAGGCCUUGCCCGACGGCCGUAUCCUCUUCAGCCGCUCGUCGUUUACUUCGCCGAACAAUGUCUUCGUGGUCAGCGGGAGCGCUGCCGACCCUACGAACCCUCCCGUCGUCACCCAGCUCACCAACUUCACGUCCGACGACUUUGAAAGCAAGUUCCUAGCGGACGGCGAGGAGUUCUGGUUCAAGGGCGCACUGGACCGGGAUGUGCAGGGCUGGAUAUUCAAGCCAAAGGGAUUCGAGAAGGGCGAGGAUAAGGCGUGGCCGGUGGCGCUGUUGAUACACGGAGGCCCAGAAGACGCGUGGAAGGACCAGUGGUCGACUCGGUGGAAUCCGAAUGUGUUCGUUAAUCAGGGCUUCGUGGUCGUCAUGAUAAAUUCGACGGGGAGUAGUACUUUCGGGCAAGAGUUCUCGAGCGGUAUCAAGAAUGAUUGGGGUGGAAAGCCCUUCGUUGAUCUGAAGAACGGAUGGGAUUAUAUGCUCGCGGAGUACCCUGAGAUUGACGCCGAUCGCGCCGUCGCUGCCGGAGCAAGUUGGGGCGGAUUCGCGGUCAACUACAUUCAAGGUCAUCCCGAGCUCGGGUUCCACUUCAAGGCCAUGUUUUGCCAUGAUGGCGUCUUCGACAUCGCAUACCUCGGCCACUCGACCGACGAAUUGUUCUUCUUCAACUACGAAUGGGGCGGCCGCCCAUGGGACAAGGAGACGAAGGAGCUCAUCGACAAGUACAGCCCGUCACAGUUCGUCGACAAGUGGUCGAUCCCGCAGCUCAUCGUGCACGGGAGUAAGGAUUAUCGCCUGGCCGAGACGGACAGCAUCGCGGCGUUCCAUGCGUUGCAGCAAUUGGGUAUCCCGAGCCGGCUGGUCAUUUUCCCCGACGAGAACCACUGGGUGUUAAAUCAUGAAAAUAGUCUGAAAUGGCAUCACGAGGUGUUCCGCUGGUUCGACCAAUGGGUCGGCACGACGAAGGCCCCAUAA
Molecule: messenger RNA, 2205 nt
Organism: Schizophyllum commune H4-8
Lineage: Eukaryota; Fungi; Basidiomycota; Agaricomycetes; Agaricales; Schizophyllaceae
Product: alpha/beta-hydrolase
Exons: 14
Coding region: 1-2205 (734 amino acids)
Biological process (GO): proteolysis
Molecular function (GO): serine-type endopeptidase activity
Source: RefSeq, a predicted model, not a curated record